AUGAACAGUUUGACCAUGCUGGGGGUCGACGGGCUCUGCGGACCGCGGCGGGAGCGGGAAGGCUGCUGCGGGAGCGGCGCGGCGCGUGUGGGGCUGGCGGGGAGGCGCGCGGCCGCGGGAGAUGGCGGCGGGGUGGGGAAGGCUCGGGCCGCGGCCCGGGGUCCCGGAGCUCCAGCGCGGCCCGCUCCGCUGAGCAUCUCAUCUGCUUCUUCCCACAGAAAGGGCCUGUCCCAGUCGGCCUUGCCCUACAGGCGCAGUGUGCCCACGUGGCUGAAACUCACUUCUGAUGAUGUAAAGGAACAGAUCUACAAGCUGGCUAAAAAGGGCCUGACUCCGUCCCAGAUUGGUGUGAUCCUGAGGGAUUCCCAUGGUGUUGCCCAGGUUCGCUUUGUUACUGGCAACAAGAUUCUGAGAAUCCUUAAAUCAAAGGGACUGGCCCCAGACCUUCCAGAGGAUCUUUAUCACUUGAUCAAGAAAGCUGUUGCUGUUCGCAAACAUCUUGAGAGAAAUAGAAAGGAUAAAGAUGCCAAGUUCCGCCUGAUUCUGAUUGAGAGCAGGAUCCAUAGGUUGGCUCGCUACUACAAAACUAAGAGAGUGCUGCCACCCAACUGGAAGUAUGAAUCAUCGACAGCUUCUGCCCUGGUCGCAUAAGAUCUGGCUGUGACUUAAUGAAAGAAUAAAUUUUCUUUAUCUGAA
Molecule: messenger RNA, 696 nt
Organism: Manacus vitellinus (golden-collared manakin)
Lineage: Eukaryota; Metazoa; Chordata; Aves; Passeriformes; Pipridae
Gene: RPS13
Product: ribosomal protein S13
Exons: 6
Coding region: 1-651 (216 amino acids)
Biological process (GO): translation
Cellular component (GO): ribosome; nucleolus; cytosolic small ribosomal subunit
Molecular function (GO): small ribosomal subunit rRNA binding; structural constituent of ribosome
Source: RefSeq, a predicted model, not a curated record